Messenger RNA from Symbiodinium natans, 1446 nucleotides. Lineage: Eukaryota; Dinophyceae; Suessiales; Symbiodiniaceae. The record is from the annotation of a GenBank genome assembly.
AUGUCCAUCAACCUCUCCAAAGGCAAAGAGUUCAAGGUAUGGUUUACGCACACCACGGACGACAAGAGAGAUCGUCCGGACCUCUAUCAACAGCAGGACCCAGGCGUCUGUGUCAACUAUGAUGGCGUGGAUGCGGCCAUCGAGCUGCUUCUUGACAGGGUGUUGAACGGGCCCCGCGUGGAUGUCGUUGUGGCAAUGUUCGAGGGCAGCAUCGUGGUGCACCUUGCAGCUGCAAAGCUCCUGAGCCAAAGACAACCUGUGCCCUGGCCAGUGACGGUUUUCUUUGGCUCCUUGCCCAUUCGUGAUGACCGCUUCCUGUCCGCCUUUGCUGACGGGUCGAAGGUCGUGCACCGGACCAUCCACGUCUUCGGCAAGAACGACGAAUACUACUUCUAUGGCCGCAGGGGUGCAGGGCGGUUGGCUCCCGAGGACUACUACGAGGCUGCGCUGGUCCUUGAGCACGCUGAGGGGCAUCGUCUGCCCUCGCUGCAGCCACAAGCAGGCGUGCUCUACGCCCAAGUGGCCAAGGAAGUGCGGGCCUGCUGUGGACUUCCCAUCGCUGCAGGCUACGACCCCAGCGAGCUCCACUCAUGGCGGCGCCCACGUCGGCCGGCGAAGCCUACGGCACCACCCGUUCUUGAAAUGGAGCAGAUGGUCCCCCGCAAGCUGCGCAUCCUUGCGCUGACAGGAGGCCAUUCCUGCACUGAAGUUCUGAGAUACCAGACGGCAGCCUUGCGACAAGCUGUGGGCAGGGACCUGGCAGAGUGGACCUUCAUCGAGGGCUCAGAGGACUGGAACUGGUACGAGGGGGAGCCCAUCGUCAGCGACAUGGAGCAGAAGCUGGCCAAAGGUGCCCAGCUGAAGAACUGGUACAUGGACUCCAUCUACGAGGAAACCAAAACCACGAAGCCGAAUCGGGAGAAGCAGUUCGAUCCGAAGUCGCGCGUGGAGUACCAUAAAAUCCCGGAGAAGCUGGAGCGCCUCAAGGAGCAGAUCUUCGAGGAUGGGCCUUGGGACGUCGUGGUGGCGUUCUCCCAGGGCUGCAUCAUGAUGCAUCUUCUGGCGGGGCACCUCCGCCAGGAGCCUCCGGCCAAGCAGGCUUCCAUGCGCUGGCAUCACACCCGCAACGGUGCCGAGCAAAUGCCGUGGAGACUGAGCGUGUUCUUCUGUGGCAUGCACAUUCGCGACAAGGAGUACAUGCAUCUCUUUGACACGCCACUGCCGCAUCCGACCGUGCAUGUCUUCGGCCAGCAGGACGAAUUCUACGACUACGGCCGUGACGGCUUCGGCUACAAGCCGCAGGAGGAGUAUUACGUCGACCCUGUGAUCCUCACACAUGAGGAGGGGCAUCAGUUCCCAACAAAGCAGCCGCGUGCGAAGCAAAUCUAUGACCGCGUUGCCGCAGAGAUUUGGAGGCAGUGUGGCGGCCAUCCUGGUCGGAGCUGA